UCAUCUGAUUGAUCAAAACGCCAAUGACAAAGGAGCAGCAAAGAUUCAUGCCCACUCACGUACGGACGAGCGAGGCUACCUACAUAGGUGCCAACCUACGCACCCACCUUGGCAGGGCUGUGUUCGGCUCAUGGAGCAACAAGAUCAUGUAAUCGAGUAUCUGCUGCGGGUGGCCCUCUUUGUCCUGAUCGAAGUACUUGAGAUGCACCAGUGUCUCGGUCUCUUCGUCAUAUCUGUAUAGAUAAGAGCCUUUCUGUAAAUCCCAUGGUCUCCUGUCCUUGUUCUGUCGUCACUUGUAGAAGUUCCAUUGCUGGAGAGUAUCGACGGUGCAGCCGUAUCGGAGCCUCUGCUGCUUCAGUCUGCUGCGCAGCCCCUGCUUCACCGAGCCUUCCCUCGAGCCGCCAACAAACACCCACAGCUGCCGCCAGUACUCACGACCUAGUUGUGUGUAUACAGGGGGGGAAUAUACGGACAGACAGACAGAAGACAAACCAGCAGCCAUUCAGUCUGUGCAUGUACCCAUCCCCACACACGUCUACGGACGGACCUAGUUCACAUGGGCGGCCCACUCCAUCCUUGCAAACUUGGAAGGAGAAAGAGAUGUCUUCACGGCCUUGAUCGAAGGCAUACACGCUGAUGCGCCACUUUGACUGUGUGAUCAU
This is a messenger RNA of Vitrella brassicaformis, 662 nucleotides long. The record is from the annotation of a GenBank genome assembly. NCBI's taxonomy places the organism in Eukaryota, Vitrellaceae.